Messenger RNA from Funneliformis geosporum, 153 nucleotides. Lineage: Eukaryota; Fungi; Glomeromycota; Glomeromycetes; Glomerales; Glomeraceae. The record is from the annotation of a GenBank genome assembly.
AUGGCUGGAAUGGUUUGGACUUUCGAUGUCACAAAAGACUUAAUAAAUCUUCAUAAUGAAUAUCGUGAAGAAUUCGAAAAUGCUCUGAACACUGAAUAUGCUAUUAUCUGGGAUGGGAUAGCAACUGGAAUAAACAAUCAUCAUCCAGCUCAA